UUGUUCCCAACAAAUCACAACAGGUUAAAAUUUAAGUGUGGUCUUCACUGUUUGUAAGUUUAAACCUGAGAUGAACAACUCUCCAGGUUUAUACUUCCACAUUGGCAAAAAGGCUAGAGAUCUUCUUUACAAGGAUUAUGGUCAACAACCAUCAUUUCACUUUAGUUACCAAUGGAUUGACUGGAAUCUUGAUCUCUCCUGUCAAACGGAAAGUGUUGUGCCUGGGCUGCAUACGGCUCUGAGAUUUGUUGUUCCUGAUUCUGGAAAGGUGGAACUGCGAUUCUUGCACGACUAUGUUGGGAUUACUGCAGGCUCUGGAUUGAAGAUGACUAGCCACAACCAUGUAGGACUUGACCCUGCUGUCCAUUUUUCAGGUGUAAUUGGCACUGACUUUGUCUCCCUUGGGACUGAUAUUGCCUUCGACAUGUCAACUAGCACAUUCAACAAAUUCAAUGCCGGUUUAAGCUUCAAUUGUCCUUACCUUGUUGCUUCAUUGACCCUGAAUGAUAAGCUUGACACCAUAAAAGCUUCCUAUUACCAACCACUGAACCCCCUGACCAGGAGUGCCGUUGCUGCAGAAUUGAAGCAUAGUUUUUUUAUUGACAGGACGACCACCUUGACGGUUGGCGGCCAGCAUGCACUGUUUCCUUCUACAUUGAUAAAGGCUCGCAUGGACAGUAAUGGCAAGGUGGGUGCUCUUGUUCAGCAAGGUUUCUGGCAAAAGUUCUUCCUAGCUAUUUCUGGAGAAUUUGAUUUUAAGGACAACGACAGGAGGCGCCCCAAGAUCGGUCUUUCUGCGGCUCUCGCACCUUAAAAUAAAAUACUAUUAAUAGAAGAUGUUCUCAUGUUAAUAUAAUACUAAUAACAGCAGCAUCUAGUGAUUGUAAACCCUGCUGAAUCAGAAAUUAGAAAAGUUAAAAUAUGCAUACUAAAAAAAUAUAAAUAAUGACAAAUAAAAAUUCAUACCUCUGCCAUUUUCAUCAGUAAAAGCAGUCACCAUAGUUGUAAUUAUUUAGAGAUUUUUUUAAUCAAAUGAUUUUGCAGACCA
Messenger RNA from Mangifera indica (mango), 1048 nucleotides. RefSeq names its product mitochondrial outer membrane protein porin of 36 kDa-like. Bases 71 to 814 code for a protein of 247 amino acids. Gene Ontology annotation, molecular function: voltage-gated monoatomic anion channel activity. The transcript is spliced from 5 exons. NCBI's taxonomy places the organism in Eukaryota, Viridiplantae, Streptophyta, Magnoliopsida, Sapindales, Anacardiaceae. Gene Ontology annotation, biological process: monoatomic anion transmembrane transport. The record is from RefSeq and is a predicted model, not a curated record. Gene Ontology annotation, cellular component: mitochondrial outer membrane.